UUCUUCUUCGCUCACAGAAAGUACACAACAAAGAAAAGAGAAGAAAGAUACAACUUUUUCAAUUUUUUUUGCAGUUUUUCUACAAUGCCUUUCAAGAAGCCUCAUCACACCUCUGACAAGAGCUACAUAAUGAUAAAGGAUGGCGACAAGUUCGAAAUACUUCCGAGAGGACUCAACAUUGUUUGGGGAAAUGAUUCUCGAUACUGGAAAAUACCAGAGCAAGGCCCUGCGGAGCUAACACAGGUUUCAUGGUUGGAGGUAUCGGGCGUGGUACACAUAACAAAAGCAAUGACAUAUUCUGUUUCAUUUGAGGUGAAAGUUAAAGAAGAAGGAUUUGGAUGGAAUGGCACAGAUGUUCUCGUGAUGGCUAAAAUCGGAAAAACGGGAAAAUAUAAGUUUAAAGUGAACAACCUAAGUCCAGGUCAGAACAUUGUGAUUCCCUCCGAACCACUUGCGAUUCAUGUGGUCGGCCCAUCAGAUCUUCAUUUUGGACUGUAUGAAGUGUGGAGUGGAAAAUGGAAGGGAGGCCUUGAAAUUAUCAAAGCUGUGGUCCAACCUCUACCUCUCUAAUAACUUCAACACCUUGUUUUCUUGAUUAUUUUUGUACGAGGUGAGUGAAAGAGUGUUGGAUCUUUAUGGAGCAAGUAUGGUGGAAUGAGAAAGCAAUUUCUAACCCUCUUUUUCUAAAGAGUGUGGUCCUAUACUUUACUCCAAUUUGAGUGAAAGCUCUCUAAACUAGGCAUGAUAAUCAUGUCAUAUUAAGAUGUUGUUAAUGUAUAAGUAUUUGAUGUUACAUAAAGCACAUUUAAUGUAUCUUUACGUCUCUACGUGAACAAACAACAAUUUGAACUUCUUGAAGGUGAAGACCUGAUGAAGCUUCUCAACAUGUUGUAAAAGAUUUAUUGUAACUCUUUCUCAACACCC
Messenger RNA from Vigna unguiculata (cowpea), 924 nucleotides. RefSeq names its product protein PHLOEM PROTEIN 2-LIKE A9-like. Lineage: Eukaryota; Viridiplantae; Streptophyta; Magnoliopsida; Fabales; Fabaceae. The record is from RefSeq and is a predicted model, not a curated record. Gene Ontology annotation, molecular function: carbohydrate binding.